AUGUCGAGCACUCCGUUCAACUUUCCAUCCUUCACCACUUCCAUCACCAACAACAACGAGGUGCCACAACAUUUGGAAGGAGUUCGAUCGACCUCUUCUUCUUCUUUGACGACGACGACGCAGCAGACUUUAUCUUCUGUAAUUGCCAACACCAACACCACCAAUACGACAGGCAAUCAUGAUCCGCCAUCCCUUUCAACAUUUAGUUCCUUCAUCUUUCAAACGGAAUCCUAUGAAGAGCUCAUUCGGGAAGGAUUACUGACUUUUCCUUCGUUAUCAUCAUCAUCCUCCUCCUCAUCAUCACCACCGUGGUUUAACCACACUUCUUCUCCUCGUUCCUCCUCUACCUAUUCUUCACCCUAUUCUCCUGCGAGUGCAACCACAACAACAUGUCGAAUGACAGACUCUCCUUCCACACCACAGCUAGCUUCUUCAUGGCAUCAUGCACAACAACAACAACACAAUCAGGCAACAACAACAACAGCGCAUCCCUUGGAUGUCUCUCUCACAACCACCACCACAUGCAAUGCCAUGAACCCACCACACAACACCGCCAUGAAUCUCAAUAAUUCCAAUUAUGGAGUGAGCACGUGUGUUGGUCAUUCUGAUCCACCAGGCAGGAAUAAUGAUUCCGUCCCUAUGACUCCAUCCCUUCAACACAAUCGAUUGCUGAAUCAGGAGAUUACGAAUUUUGUAACCAGUCAAACAAAUCCACCAGCAUCAGCAACAUCAUCAUCAUCGGGUAUGGUCGGAAAUGGAGAUUUUAGUGGCAGGUCGUCGUAUUCUUGUUCAAACCUCUUGCUCCUUACUGAUGCUUCAACAACCCUUAAUAAUAUUCAAAGUAAUACCAACAACAACAACAAUAAUAACAUCCCAAUGAAUCCUCUUCCAACACAUCCAACUAAAAAGAAAAAGAAAAAGGCAAGACAACCAUUGGGUCAUCUGGCCACCGCACAAGCAUAUUCAACAAGUGCUCACCAGCAACAACCCUCUCCUCAACAACACAAUCAGUUGUCGUCCUCUCCGCAACAUUCCUUGACCUUUACGGAUGAAUAUCAAAGUUUCUCACAGGGUGUCCAUGAAACUCAAAUGAAAGAUCGAAAAAAGAGACUAAAAUUUACCGAAUUUAAUCCUCACCAGGUGAGACGAUAG
This is a messenger RNA of Naegleria fowleri, 1152 nucleotides long. RefSeq lists its product as uncharacterized. The record is from RefSeq and is a predicted model, not a curated record. NCBI's taxonomy places the organism in Eukaryota, Heterolobosea, Eutetramitea, Acrasida, Naegleriidae. The transcript has a single exon. The coding region runs from base 1 to 1152 and encodes 383 amino acids.